Molecule: messenger RNA, 3094 nt
Organism: Paramisgurnus dabryanus
Lineage: Eukaryota; Metazoa; Chordata; Actinopteri; Cypriniformes; Cobitidae
Product: tumor necrosis factor receptor superfamily member 14-like
Biological process (GO): positive regulation of peptidyl-tyrosine phosphorylation; positive regulation of T cell migration; positive regulation of cytokine production involved in immune response
Cellular component (GO): external side of plasma membrane
Molecular function (GO): protein binding
Source: RefSeq, a predicted model, not a curated record
AACUGUACAAUAUACUUUGCACAUCUAUAAAUAAUUAUCAUACUAACAUCUUUGUUUAUUUUUUCUGUAAUUUAAUGUUUUUUAAUUGAAAUCUCUCCUGUCCAGGCUUUUGAAGAAUGUCAGGUACACGUGUAAUAUAGAGGAAAUUAAUUGUGUUUUUCUAUUCAGUCAGACCCAUGAGAUGUAUAAAUGCUGACACAAAUAUACACACCCACAUCAAGCAUUGAUCCUACUGUUUAAUAAAAACAAAAUAAUUUAUCACAAAUAUAAAGCUGUUUUUGCCCAUUGUAAGUCUAAAAUUAAAACAAUAUAUAAUUAAAUACAAUUCUGUGCAUAAAUAGAUUGAUGCCAUUAUGUCGGUAUUAGCUUUAACUGCAUAAUGUACAGUAUGUAUUAAAAAGGCAAAAUAAAUGGGCCUUGGUCCUGUGAUCUAAAUGCUCAAAAUGGCGGUUUGGAGAUGAUAAAAACGACGACGACAAAAGGGAGGACAAAAAUGUUGGGUUUGUUUGUAUUUCAAACUGAAAAUCAUGAAAACCACGUUAUUGGUUCAACUUCGCGUUAUCAUUCGCGCAUCAGUUAUUUACAUUCUUUUCACAUUAGGAAAUACUUGUGGGCCAAGUGAAUAUAAAUCAUCAAAAGGGGAAUAUUGUCCGAUGUGUAAUAUAGGAAAUUAUGUCUUCUGGCACUGCACAGAUGAUACAACUACAACAUGUGCACCCUGCCCUUCUUUUACCUUCAUUGAUGAAUCAAAUGGCUUCACAAAAUGCUUUCCUUGCACUGUGUGUAAGGCAGAAAAAUGUUUAAAAGUGAAUAAAGCCUGCACUAGAUCUUCAAAUACUGUUUGUGUGCCACUGGAGGGAUUUUACUGCAUUGACAAAAUUCAAGGCAGCUGCACUUUAGCUGUGAAACACUCUAAAUGUAGUCCUGGAAAAUACAUCAAACAAGCAGGUACUGCUUCCACAGAUACUUUGUGUGAUGAUUGUACUGGAGAAACAUAUUCAAAUGGAUCUUUCUCAUCCUAUUUGACACACACAAAAUGGCCUCAGGGCUUACUGAAAUAAAACCAGGAACACAUUCAUCUGAUGCUGAAUGUGAAAAUUCCACUACUGUUUCCACCAUCAUUACAAUUAUUGUUAUAGAAACUGUAUUAUUAUUAUUAUUACUUACUUCACUAAUCGUGUAUGUAUGUAUUUGGAAGAAAAAAUCUACAAGUUCAGGUAAGCUUCAUUCACUUUUUUUUAAUAUGUUGUAGUGUUGAGGCAUUAUGUGAUCUUCUCCUUUUGGGCAUUUUAUGUAAAUUCAACAAACGAAUUAAGUAGUAUAGAGCAGGUGUUAUGCACCAUAAAAAGUGAAAGUUGGUUCAACUUAAAAGAUUACUUAAAUUGGUAACACAAAAACAAAAUAAGUUAAUUCAAGAUCCAACUUUUCAACUUUUUACAAUGUUGAAAUUGUCAGACUAAUUGGGAUUUUUUGGGUGGGUGUGUGUGGGGGGCUUAAAACCAAAAAAGAACAGAGAUUACUGUUUUGAACAGAGAUUAGAGUGAUUAACAACAAAUCUGUUUUGCCUUUAUUACUGUAUGACUUAAUUGACAAAUUUUUCUUUAACACAAAAUACACUGCACUAAUAAAGAAAUAAUUACACUAUUAACAAUUGUAUUUCUUUUUUUCACAUCAAACAUGGAUACAGGAAACGGGAAUGAAUUUACAUGAAAAAGAGAGUUUAAAAGGAAGAGAAAAUGAACCCUCUCUGGAAAACAAAGUCAGACUAAAGAAUACCAAUUUGGAAAAUAUUCCAAUUUCUAGUCCCCUCACAUCUGUCUCCAUACACUCUGAGGACAUUGAGAUGCCUAAAAUUAAACAAACAGUUUUUGAUCAAAACAAAAAACUGAAUGAGUUAUUAUGAAUGAUAUGUACCCAACAACAAAUCAGCCCAUGGGAUCAACAAGGUAAUGUGUACCAGGCCUCAAAUAUUAAAUGUAUUAUCCACGUACCAAUAGUGAUAUAGUAUUCCUUGUAAAGUAAGUAACAAAUAAAAACUGUGUGUUUUCUGUGCAUUUUCUGUGCACCAACUUUACAUUAGAAAUGUCUUCUUAGAAACAGCAUUCUUUCUGGAUCAUAAUUUUGCACAAUUUUUUUUGUUUUGUUUAUUAACAGCAAAGAUACUGGAUGUAACAAGAUUGAGCCAUGCUAUUACUAUCGCUGCAUCCCAAUUUUGAUGCUAUCAGUACAAAAUAGUAUUUGAAAUUAUAUUUAGUAUGUUUCGACUAUUUUAAUGCAUUCAGAUUCCUAUAACACAAACAGUGCAUACAAAAAUACAAACAAAUAAAACUUUCCAUUGAUGCAGUACUGUGAAUAAGAAUUAUAUAUCAACAAUUUGUGGUCUCCUAGUUAUUAACUACAUAUGCAGUUUAACAUUAUGUGAUUGAUUUACAACAAAACAUAAAUCUUUUCAUCUCUAAAAACAUGUUUUUUUCUUAUAUGUAACAAAAGUAGGCGUGUGAUUUGAGGCCGCCAAAGAUACACUUUAUGCAUCCUUCAAAACUGGCUAACUGAAGGACACAAAACAAAGGCUGCUUCCAAGCAUUCUUCAGAUUGAGACGUCCUUCAACAGUGCAGUCAUUGUGUUGUGGUAAGAAAGGAUACAGCUACAGCCAAAAUCUUGUGAGAUCCCACCGGAUGAGCGCUGUUUUCAUCCUAAUUCUACUGUACGCGUGCAGUAGCUAAAAUGACCAAUGACAAAACUGUUUUUAUUCCAGUUUAAGAAACAAAAGUUAUGGUACAGUUCAUGUCAUGUUUAAUUGUUGGUCAGAAAUAUGUUUUUUUCAAUUGACUGUUUAAAAUUUACACAGUGACAACCAUAUAAUGAUAGUUACAAUACAAUGCAACAUGUAAACUUAUUACUGUUUUAGUAAACAUCUGUUAACACAUUAAUUAAAAAAGGCACCAAACGUUUUCCUCUAAAAUAUUGUUCCAUUUUAUAUUGCUUUGUAUUAUAUAUAUAUAUUUUUUUAAAGUUUUCUACUGUAGGCUAUUUUUGUUGAAUAACCAAUAAAGAUAUAUUAUAUUAUCAGACAAGGAGCAGUUAAGAGGAUAG